AUGUCGCGGAGUUUAGCGGCUCUUGUGGCGGCGCUGCUGCUCAGCUCGGCGGCCUCCGGUAGAACCGUGCGGGGGCUGUUCAAGACCGAGGCGGCGAGGCACGAGCACGGUCAGCUCGUCGCGCAGUUCAUGUUCCAAGGUGGGAACGGUCUGGUGGUGUGCCGUCUGGACCAGCCGGGCCCGGCUGCAGAGAAGGGGUCCAGGCUGCUGCUGUACCAGGACCUGGACUCGGACCUGGACAACCUGAGCUGCUCCCAGAGGCUCAGCAAAGCCCAGCUCACCGUUUCUCUGAGCCAGGAGGAACAGAACCAGACGAUCCCGGGUCAGGUUUCUCCCUCGGUUUGGCAGGUCCGGUACGCUGACCGACACACCUGUCAGGAGAGCUCUGUGGCUCCGCCCCCCUCUGACCUCAGCUUCACGCUCCUGCUGCUGAACCCCGACUCCGCUGGGAACCCUCUGGAUCACUUCAGCGCCGAGGAGGCAGGGCUGCACGGCUUCUACUUCCUGCUGCUGCUAGCCUACUUCAUCGCCUGCUGCAUCUACGUGCAGCCGCUGCUGCAGGCUCUGAGGAAGGGGGGGCCCAUGCACACCGUCCUCAGGGUUCUGACCACCGCGCAGGCUCUGCAGUGCUUCUCCGCCCUCUGCAACUACAUCCACCUGUCCAGGUUCUCCAGAGACGGAGCCGGUUCUCCUCUGAUGGGCGGCCUGGCAGAGCUGUGGGACAUGGUGUCCCAGGUGUCCAUGCUGUACCUGUUGCUGAGUCUGUGCCUGGGCUGGACUCUGAGCCGGGGCAGGAAGCCUCAGUCCAGACCUCUGCAGUGGGAGCGGUCUCCGGCCUCCACAGCUGUCGCCGUGGGCGGAGUCAUCACGCAGGGGGCGCUGCUGCUGUGGGAGCAGUACUCCGGGUCUGAGGGGGGUCAUCACAGCUACCACGGCCAGCAGAACCUGGCGGGUCUCCUCCUGGUGGGUCUCAGGGUGGUCCUGGCCCUGCUGCUGGCCUCCGUCCUCUACCAGAUCAUCUCUACGGAGAGGAGCACCCUGAAGAGAGACUUCUACUUCACCUUCGCCAAGGGCUGCUUCCUGUGGUUCCUCUGUCACCCAGUCCUCGUCCUCACGUCCGGCGUCUUCAACGACCACCAGAGAGAAAAGGUGGUGACCAUCGGCGUGAUCCUGUGCCAGUCCAUCUCCAUGGUGGUCCUCUACCAGCUCUUCCUGUCUCGCUCCCUCUACUGGGAGGUGUCCUCCCUGUCCUCCGUGUCCCUGCCGCUCACCAUGUCCAGAACCAACCACAGGGGGCGCUACUGAGGACACCGAAGGUCCCGAUACGAGCGGAUCUCCGUCUGUGGGGCGGGGCUGAGCUCCAGGAAGUGUUCUCCUGCGCUGCUAGCCGUUUCCUGGGAAGGACGAUGGCCAUCGUCACGGCAACCAGGUUGACAGGAAACCACGAGAAAGACGCACGGCCCUCAGGCGGCGAGGCGGACGUCGGGAUUAAAAUGAUUUAUUCCGGACGGGACAAAAAGAAACACUGAAAAUAAUAAGUUAUAAAAGCGGCGGCUCGGAUGUUUGGACGGUUUGAAACGGCACAAAACGUCGGACGAUCAAACUUUUAUUUGUCAGCCGAAAUAUUACAGAUGUUACAGAUGAUCCAGCUGUCAGGGUUUGUUGCUGUUUGUUUAUUGGAGGGGCGGGACUUAUCGGAGGUGAUGACAGUAACUGGACGGGUCGGUGGGUCAGAACCGAAGACAUGAUCAUAGAAGGUGGACGCAGUCCCGGUUGUUUGUGUAGCCAAAGAAAUGAUGUCACU
This is a messenger RNA of Nematolebias whitei (Rio pearlfish), 1804 nucleotides long. RefSeq names its product G protein-coupled receptor 180 (gene gpr180). The transcript has 10 exons. The record is from RefSeq and is a predicted model, not a curated record. Bases 1 to 1305 code for a protein of 434 amino acids. Gene Ontology annotation, biological process: G protein-coupled receptor signaling pathway; response to pheromone. NCBI's taxonomy places the organism in Eukaryota, Metazoa, Chordata, Actinopteri, Cyprinodontiformes, Rivulidae.